This is a messenger RNA of Phascolarctos cinereus (koala), 4863 nucleotides long. RefSeq names its product chromosome unknown C1orf87 homolog (gene CUNH1orf87). NCBI's taxonomy places the organism in Eukaryota, Metazoa, Chordata, Mammalia, Diprotodontia, Phascolarctidae. The record is from RefSeq and is a predicted model, not a curated record.
CCUACCUGGCUGCAACUUCUCUAGGGGACCCAGUGGAACCCUCUCCUCUCUGAGCAUCCUGGGCGCCAAGACCUGCAUAGUGGAGAGAAAGCAGCCUUGCCAUAGCCCUUGGGAAGCCCUGAAGCUCCAGACUGCAGAUUUCCAAGGGCAGGGCUGUAGGUGCCUAGUGGGGACAUUCCAGAAAGUCAUGUCUUCUUCUUGGGACACCCCCUAUCGGAGGGCUCCAAUGCCUGAGACUGUGGUGAAAAUUAUUGGGAGUAAACAUUACCGAUUCCUGGUGGAAAAGCCGAAGACGUCACUGAUGUCCUCUCUCAGUCAGGUGAAGGAGAACACAACCACCAAAGCUCAGCCUGAGCUGGGGCCAUUGGUACCCCAGCAUGGAAGGCAGUUCGGGGAAAAUCCCCCAGCUCUUAACAGUCCUGCUGAUCCCAAAGUCCAAUUCAGCCCUGAUUGCAGAGAGCGGAACAAAGGUGGAAAGGAAGAAGACAAACCUGGCCUCGUAGGAGCAGGCAGUGGUAUUCUAAAAUGGGCAAAUGCUCAGUGUAGCUCCGUGCCCUCAGGAGACCAGUCGCUGUCCUAUCUUCAUGGCCUCCCCAAACCCAGCCCAAUAGACUGUACCUUGGAACACAUGUCUAGAAAUGGUCCAGGUGGGCUUGAGAGCCUUGGUCUGAGGUCAAGCGAAGACGAGUCUCUUCUGGCCAUAGUUGGAAGAGAAUUCAAGGUGCAUCCUCCAAGUUAUGAUUUGCUGGACAAUCUGGAAAAGGAAUUGAAGGUCCUGGAUCCCAUCUCUUCUGGACUUCUUCUUCAGUCCCAGCUGAGCCGAUUGCUAGUAAAGCAUGAGGUCCCUCUUCAGUUGCCCACUGUCAAGCUACUUUUCCAGAGGUUCACUCAGACCAGAUACUCAGAACUGAUCAAUUAUAAAAAGCUGUUGUGGUUUUUAAGAUUAGCUGCAUCAAAUGAAACUCAAAGGAGUGAGUCCCUGGUUGACGACAUCCCAGUAAAAAUGGAGGAAAUCAAUGAUCUUGACCGAAGCUCAUCUUCUGAAACCAGUGACAACCUAACUGGGCUUCUCAGGAGUGCCCUGAAGACAUUCAAGGGCAAACUCAACAUUGAAAACCUUCACCUGAGUUUUCAUAAAGAAGACCAACCCUUCUCUGGCCACCUGCCACCCUCCAAGGUCAAGGCUAUUUGUGAGCAACAUGGACUCAGUCUGUCCCCUUCACUGAUGGGGGCUUUGUGUAGCCACCAGGAUUUGAAUGUACAAGAUGAAAUCAAAUGGCAAAAAUUGAUGGAGUUCUUGAUCAAAGCUUCCUUGGACGAGGCUUCUCCUUUGCCCAAAGCUGCAGGAACAAAGAAAGAGGAAGUUCCAUCUACUGUUUUGGCUGUUAGAGGUUCAGAGAAGACUGAAAGCCCGACUGAGAACCUUAAACACACAGAAGACAGGGAGCCACCCCCUGCAAACCCUGCUCCUGAGACAAGGGCCUCCAAGCGGAGCGAGGCCAGCAGGAAGAUCCAACCAGCCUCACAGCCAUAUCUGAGCCAGCUGAGGAACGAGGAGGUCCAAAGGGAGACAUGGAUGGACCGCUUCCGAAAGCUGGAAAACGCCCUCUACUUGUGCGAUGUGAACAAUACAGGUGUUCUGGAGAAGGAGCGAGCCAAGCGCCUCAUGCACAACUACAAUCUCAUUUAUAACCUCGCCCUCAGCCCUCUGAAAAUUGAUCAGGCAGCCCGGAGGUUCCGACAGGGAGAGAACCUUCUCUUGGAGCCAGCGCUGCGGUAUCUGAAAGAGCUGUGAAUCGUGCCCAGUUUGUGCUAACAGGUGUUUGCUGUGUCUCCCCUCUUGUACCCAGGGACACAUUUUUCUCAGUCUGAAGAAGGGAGAGAUGAAGUGUUCCCAGGGAGGUGUGGUCGGCAUAGACAUCCUGGGCGUGCCUCUCAUGGCCUUCAUCUCUCAGACCGACCCCCUUUUACCAAAUGACAUGAAGGCUCGCAAGCUUUAUUUGGUUUGGGUGAGAAUCUAAUGAGUACUGUCACCAGCCAGUCCAGCCAUUUUCUCACUGUGUGACCUUUGAACUCUGGGCCUCAGUUUCUUCCUUUAUAAAUGGUGUGGGGGAGUAGAGUGGGGAGAGGGGAUGUAGACCAGAUAAUCUCUUAUGGUACCUUUCAGCUAUCAUUCCAGUAGACUUUGUUCUAAGUUCUGAUGUUCUAUCAUCUAACAUUCCCUGUUGUAAAUCUCUGAUAUUUUAUGUUCUGACAUCCCUCCCAGCACUGACAUUCUUUGUUCUAAGGUCCCUUCUAACUCUAAUAUUUCUAUGUUUUAAGGUCCCUUCCAGCUCUAAUAUUCUUUGUUCUGUGUUCUGGAAAUCCAUACUCUAAGGAACAGCUCAUCGCUAACAUUUUGUGUCUGAAGGUCUCUUUCCCCUCUAACAUUCUAUGUUUGGUAUCUCAUCAUUCUAAGUGCUAAGAUCUGGUACAGCUUUAGCAUACUGUUCUAAGAUUGUACUUUCUAUGUUUUAACAUUCUAAGGUGCCUUCUAGUUUGGACAGUCUGUGAUUCUCUAGGGGAUUGGAUCCAAUUUUCCAGAGCCAUGCAAAGUACCUGGCACCCAAUAGGUGCUUAGUAAAUGCUGAAUGGUUGAUUGAUUUAUCCUAAGUUCCCUUCCAGCUCUACCAUGCAAUGCUCUAUAUUCUAACAUUCUACAUUCUAGGGUCCAUUUCUGCUCGAACAUUCCAUGUCCUCUUUUUUUCUGUGAACUAUCCUGCCACUGGCUUUAUAGCUGUGUGGCUGAGGGCAAGUUAUUAAACCUCUCUAAGAUCAGUUUCCUCAUCUGUAAAAUGACCAUAACAACAUCUGUAGUAACCUACCUCCCAGGGUUGUGGGGAGAGGCCAAUGGGAUAAUGGCUAUGAAGCACUUGGUAAGCUUGAAAGCCCUAGAGCUAUGCCUGUCCUGAUCAGGAUACAGGUGAGAGUGGGGAUGAUGGAGAUCUUUUCACAUUCUAUGUUGGAAGAUUCACUUGGGCUCUCACACUCUGACUUAGGGAGGGUUAGCAGGGCUCUUGACCACUUGAAGAAUCUUUAGGGUUCAGCUGAGGUCCCAUUCAUAGAACAUAUCGGAUUAUCUAUGACAUUCAUUUCUCAUUAGUGUAGAUGAAAUUAUAUUACAGAAAUCAUAGUACAUCCAUAAUGAGAGAGAGAGAGAGAGAGAGAGAGAGAGAGAGAGAGAGAGAGAGAGAGAGAGAGAGAGAGAGAGAGAGAAGUGUUUUAGAGACCUCAGCCGAUAGGAGAGGGGUUACUUCUAUCAGAAAAUUAUAGUCUCUGAGCCAGGCAGUUCUUGAGAAGCCAUCUAAUUCAACCCAACUUCUCCAGCCCAGGACUCCAACUCCAUCAAGCUUAUGGAAAGAUAAGUGUGCCUUAGAUGGAUGCAUAGGUAUCAUUUUACUGGAAAAUUAGGGUGGUGCAGUGUAUAUAGACUUACUUUCUAAUCCUGCCACACACAUUUCCCAAAUGGGUGGCCCUGGUCAUCCCUGAACCUUGGUUUCCUCAUCUAUAACAUGGAAAUAACAAUAGCCUAUACCUAUGCACUGGGUUGUGGCAAAUCUUAAAUGAGAUAAUUCUAGAGAAAUAUUUUAUGAAUAUUAAAGCAAAUGGGAUCUAUAAUCCCUCCCAAUGAAGGAAGGGUUACCUAUUAUUUAACACCUUGUUGGCAGAGUAGCUGCAGCAAGGGAGACUGAAGGAGUUCACCCAAGGAUAGAAGGAUUUAAUCUCAUGCAAAUACAUUAAGCAUUUUAGGAGUAUUCCUAAUAGGCACAUCAUACUGCACCAUGCCCCACAACCCCACAAUCUAGUUAGUGCCUGCUAUAUGCACUGUCUCUGUCACAUUGAAUUCUGAGUGCAAAUUAAAGGGAUUUGAAUGAUCAUAGAAUUUAGAACUGGAAGGGGCCUUGAAGACCACCCAACCCAACCUCCUCAUUUUACAGAUGAAGAUACUACAGCCCAAAGGGGAAACAUCUUUCAGAGCGGAGAGUGGAAGUCAUCUUCCUGUUUACCAUACCACCUAGCUAGAAGAAAAAAGUUAGUGAUGUAUCCUCUCCAACUCCCAAGUUGCAGACUCUAUUGGGCAAAGCUUCUAGGAGAAAGACCAUUUAAGGCCAAAGAGCUCCUGCGAGUGAUGAAAUCCUGUUGUCUGUUACUAUUAAGAAGGAGGUGACAUGAAGAUGAUGGUCAUCUUCCCACUUUUCUCUACCAUUCAUUCUAUUGUUCAUUAAUUUACUCAUUCAGUCUUCAAAUACCUUUAAACACAUUCUUUUUUGAGACACUGUAUUAGUAAGUGGGGUAGAUGAUUCUGAAUUCAGAGAACCUGGGUUAAAAUCUGAUGCUUACUACCUGGAUGACCUUGGACCAGUCACUUAAUCUCCAGGGGUCCCAAUAUUAUUACCUUUAAAAUGUUUGGACUCUCUAGCCUCUGAGGUUCUUUCUAGUUAUACUUAUGUUUCUGAUGAAUUUUGUGAGUUGCCCAGCAUGUCUUUAAGCAUUAACUGAUUUUACUCCGAAUAGACUGUAGCGAGCAUUCCUUUUAAGGAAAACAAUUAAAAUUUGGAAAUUCUACUUCAAUACUAAGAAGAAAUGGUUUGCUUUUAUCCAAAUCUUUGGCCAUAUUGCAGAAGGUAUCCAACAAUCAGCAAGGUCUGUGGUGUCAAUGUGAUAAGAGUCUUAAACUAUUAGUUAAUUAAGGGCCUUUCUCUAAAACUCCUCUCCCUUUUCUUUGUCAAAUUGAGGUUUCCUUUCUGAGUAUCACUGGGCAUGUCAAGUAUCUCAUGAUGUUUUAUAGUUGCUAUGAAACCUGAAUAAACACUUGCUAAAUAA